AGGAUGGAAUUUCAAAAUUCAAAAUUCAAAAUUGUCUCACCAAAAUUUUUGCGUUUAAAUAAUUUAACAAAGUAAUUUAAAAAGAUUUAUAUGAAUUAUAAAAUAGGAUAAAUUUUAAGGAAAAAAUAAAAAGGAAAAAGAAGAAGAAAAAAAAAAAAACACAAUGAAAAAGAGAAGUGAAGUAGAAUGAUUAUGGUCCACUAUGGAAAAGGAGAUCAUCGGAUGCUCGUAAAACGGUCGCCACUCUGCUCCUCCAUAUCUCACACAUAAUUUCACUUUCAAAAUUUUUAAAUUUAUCAAUAUUCCACUUCCACACUUCUUCUCCCCCGCCCUUCACCCUCCAUCGCCUUCCUCCAUGAAUACCACAUCCUUCUACUACACCACCGCCACCACCUCUUUCUCCCACUCUUUUCACAAUGACCAUUCUACCCCUCCCAACUCCACAUCAAUUCUCAUCCAACCUUCUCCUCUCCUCCAAUCCUCCUCCCCCGCCGCCUCCAAGAUCCAAGCCGCCUACCGAUCUCACCGGAUCCGCAAUCUCUUCAAAACGAUCGCAGCCGUCGACAGAGAAGCUGAUCAGAUCCAGACUCUAAUCCAGCGCCAGGAGACGGUCGACGCCGUUAGGAGCAACGAACUCGAGAAGCUGAGGAUGAACGAGGCCUUGAUGAGUCUUCUUCUGAGGCUGGACUCGGUGCCAGGGAUUGAUCCGGCGGUGAGGGAAGCGAGGAGGAAGGUGAGCCGUCGGAUCGUCGGCCUGCAGGAGAUCUUGGAUGCGGUGUCGGAGGCGAAGGUGGACUUCAACGGAUGGGAUUGCAACGGACUUGUGAGGAAUUGGGACGAGACGGUGGCGGAAAUGGAGGCGGAGGUUUGCCGGGAGAGAGGCGGCGAUGAAAUGGAGAGGUUCUGCGCUCAGUACUUAGGGUUCCGUUGCUUCCAGAGGUUUCUCAGUGGGUUCUGAUCUGCUGUGGUGUUGCGUAUAGUUUGUUUUGAACGUGUUUCAUUAGAUUUAGACACGUGCUUUAUUUGUAUUAUUAUUAUAUAUUUUGGUCAGUUAAGGAUUUAUAAAAUGAUGUAUCAUAAAAUUACAAAGGAGAGGAAGGAAAUUAAAUUAGUAAGAUAUAAUCUAGUCGAACAAUUGUAUUGAA
Messenger RNA from Cucumis melo (muskmelon), 1145 nucleotides. RefSeq names its product BAG family molecular chaperone regulator 5, mitochondrial. Gene Ontology annotation, biological process: protein folding. NCBI's taxonomy places the organism in Eukaryota, Viridiplantae, Streptophyta, Magnoliopsida, Cucurbitales, Cucurbitaceae. Gene Ontology annotation, molecular function: protein-folding chaperone binding. The transcript has a single exon. Gene Ontology annotation, cellular component: plasmodesma. The record is from RefSeq and is a predicted model, not a curated record. Bases 356 to 958 code for a protein of 200 amino acids.